AUGAAGUUUCUACUCUGUUUGCUAUUAAUAAAUCAUGUUAUUCAAAGUGCCAAAAGUGUUGAAGGCAGUGGAGAAGAUGUAGCUGAUGCUUCCGUAUCAGAAGCUUCAUCAACCAGUCUGCCAUCAUAUUCUUUGUCAUUUCAAGAAGACGAACAGCCUGUUAGAUAUGUAAGUGUUAGCAUAUUUUAAGGCAAAAGAAAAGAUGUGGCUAGGGUAUGGCCAGAGUAAUAAAAGUUAUGUAAAGAGCAAAGCAAGAGUAAGGCAAGUCUAACACAAGUAGGGUGUAUGUCCAGUAGGUCUUGUAAAGCUAGGGCUAGAGCAGGGUAUGAUAGGGUAACGUGAAAAAAGUAAAGCAAGACCAAGACGCGGCUAGGCCUAAAGGUGGCGGACCUAGGGAUAAGGCUAAAGAUAGUGCUGGGCUAUGAAGUUUGUCAUACGUAGAUUUUACUUCAAAAUUAUUGCAUUAUGAUGCAGUUGGGAGCUACGGCUCUAAGCUCUGGCUCUGGGCUAGGGCUCUGGGCUAGGGCUAGUGUGAGGAAGAGUAAAACAAGAGUAAGUCAUUAAGGAAAAAAAAUAAAGUAGAGUAAAGUCAACUAUUAUGGUAAACAUAAGAAUUUUUAGGUAAAGCUCUGCAACCAACUACAUUACAAGAUUUGCAACCAACGUAUUGGCAAGGAGAAUGCAGCUUGUACUAGCAAGUGUAGUCACCAUCUCCAAAGCUUCCUCCCAACUGAAAAGUCAUUGGAAUGUUUUGCGCCGAUAGAAGAGCUAAAGCGAUGGGAUAAGUGUCUCGAAGACAACACCGAUCUGUAAGCUAACUUAAAUUCAUAUUAUACUGGAAGUUGAGCAUUUGAACUUUAAAUUUUUCACAAAAUUUCAAAAUUCAACUUCAGGUUCUUCUCGACCAGCGUCAAAGUCCCAGAAUCCGAAAUCAAUCGCUUCAACUACACCCUCGACCAAGAAUACGACCGCUUCAAGACCCAAACUGGCGGUGUCAUCCUCAAAAAAGCUCGCAAAGCCUUCGUCGCCUUCAGAGGCUUCCAACACUGCUACAUUCACUGUAUGAAGAGGUACGAACAAACCUGUCAUGGCAUGUUCAACUGUGCCAUUUCGUACCCAGAACCCGAGGACAUGGUGACUAUUAUGAAGGAAUGUCAUGGAUUGGGCAAGAUUGUCUUGGAUAACACUAGAGAUACUUGCAAAUGCCUUCAGGAGGGCCACAAGGUAAUGAAGUUGUUUGGACAGUGCUCAUUGAUGGGUUCUCGAGUCUUUAUGAGACGGAUUUGA
Messenger RNA from Bursaphelenchus okinawaensis, 1287 nucleotides. The record is from the annotation of a GenBank genome assembly. NCBI's taxonomy places the organism in Eukaryota, Metazoa, Nematoda, Chromadorea, Rhabditida, Aphelenchoididae.